This is a messenger RNA of Abrus precatorius (Indian licorice), 726 nucleotides long. RefSeq lists its product as uncharacterized. Bases 1 to 726 code for a protein of 241 amino acids. NCBI's taxonomy places the organism in Eukaryota, Viridiplantae, Streptophyta, Magnoliopsida, Fabales, Fabaceae. The transcript has a single exon. The record is from RefSeq and is a predicted model, not a curated record.
AUGGGCUAUCGAGAAGAACAUAAAGUUGACUGUACUACGUUUAUGCUAAUUGGAAAGGCAGAGAAUUGGUGGAAAGUCACAAGCAACACUUUCCAAAAAGAAGGUGGAUUCAUCACUUGGGAUACAUUUAAGAUAAGUUUCUUGGAGAAUCAUUUCCCAGGGGAUCUAAAGAAACAAGAGGAGAAAGAAUUUCUAAGGUUAAAACAAGGAGGAGGAUCGGUUAAAGAGUAUGCUGUAAAAUUUCAUGAGCUGAUGAAGUACUGGAUCUACUUUCAGCAAGAAAAUGAUGACAGAGAUUGGUGUAAAAGAUUUGAGAAUGGAUUAAGGAGUGACCUUCGCACAAUAGUCAGUAUUUUCCAACUAACGGAUUUACCAACAUUAAUAAGUAAGUGUAUAAUGUUGGAAGAUAGUUUGAAAGGGGAGUUAGUGGAUAAUAAACCUGGAAGGUUGUUGGGGCAAGAAAAGAAGGUUAAUAAAUUUCAAAAAGAAUCAUGCUCAAAUGCCACUAAACUGCGAGCAAGGAAAAAGACACUUUAUAGUAACGAUCGCAACAAUUCUAAGGACUCUCAUAACAAGGCUAGAUGUUUCCGAUGCGGAGGACCCCAUGUAGUCAAGGAUUGCCCACAACCACCUGCUAAAUGUAAUUACUAUGGAAGAAUGGGGUAUACGGAAGGUGUUUAUUGGUGCGCCCCUCAAAGGAGUGGAAGCAUUGGUGAAGUGUUUUAG